AUGACCGAAACGUUAAAUAUUUUCCAAGACGUACACUUUGAUGAAGAUAUUACUAAAUGGGAUAUCCAUACGUAUCUUCCUUAUAGUUCAUCUAACUACGGACUGUCUGAGGAGAUUCGUAUUUUAAUUCAAAGUCAAGAUCUAAUAACUGCAACAUGCGAUAGUUUUCUGUAUAUCGAGGGAAAAAUAGAGCGGAAAGCUGAAGAUCAUCUUAAACAAUGUCACCUAACCAACAAUUUUGCAAGUUUUCUGUUUGAGGAGCUUCGUUAUGAAUUGGGUGGUCAAAGAGUUGAUGUUUGCAGAAAUCCUGGAAUUACAUCAGCAUUGAAAGGGUACGUUUCGUAUACAAAUGCUGAGAGUAAGGCGUUGGCUCAUUUGGGAUGGUCGCCACAAAAUGAAGAACCUUUACAAGUUGAAUACACAAAAACAGAUGACAACGUAUCGAAAUACUUUUCGGUGUGCAUACCGCUUAAACACAUCUUUGGCAUGAUGGAAGAUUAUCAUCAAGUUAUUGUAAACAUGAAACAAGAGUUAAUUCUGAUUCGAUCGAGAAGCGAUGCUGAUUGUUAUCAUUCCGAGGCAGAUGCAACAAUUAAGUUGAGCAAAAUCCAAUGGAAAGUGCCUCAUCUCACACUCAGCGAUGCUGCAAAACUUAAUCUAUUCGAACGACUCAAUAAGAAUGUUGCGAUUAGUAUACCUUUCCGACAAUGGGAGCUGUAUGAGCUUCCGGCACUUAAGCAAGCACCGAUGGAUAUAUGGCCAAUCAAAACUUCAACGCAGCUAGAAAAACCUCGAUGGGUAAUUGUUGCAUUUCAGAAGAAUAAAAAAUUUUCGAAGUCUGAAAAAGCGGCAAAUUUUGAUAACGUAAACAUCAGAAACAUAAAGCUACAUUUAAACUCUGAAAGUUAUCCAUAUGAAGCAAUGCACCUGGACUUUAACGAAAACAAAUAUAUUACGGCAUAUCAGCAAUUCUUAACCUUUCGACAGAAUUACUACGGUAAAGAUGAGCAAGAUGCCCUAUUCGAUUAUUCCCAAUUCAAAAACUGUCCAAUUUUUGUGAUUGACUGCUCUAAGCAGAACGAAACGCUCAAGAAUUCAACUGUAGACAUCAAGCUAGAAAUCGAAUCGAGGAGUUCGUUUGAUGUUGGAAUAGUAGCGUAUUGUCUUAUUCUACAUGACGCACUUAUUCAAUACAACCCCCUUACGGGUGAGGUGAAGAAGUUAUAA
Photinus pyralis (common eastern firefly) is the source of this 1227-nucleotide messenger RNA. RefSeq lists its product as uncharacterized. The record is from RefSeq and is a predicted model, not a curated record. Lineage: Eukaryota; Metazoa; Arthropoda; Insecta; Coleoptera; Lampyridae. Bases 1 to 1227 code for a protein of 408 amino acids. The transcript has a single exon.